Cetraspora pellucida is the source of this 1113-nucleotide messenger RNA. The record is from the annotation of a GenBank genome assembly. NCBI's taxonomy places the organism in Eukaryota, Fungi, Glomeromycota, Glomeromycetes, Diversisporales, Gigasporaceae.
AUGAAUAACCAAAAUGUUUAUAAUGACACUCAAAGAAAACGUGAAAAAAGAAAAAAUAAAACACCUGAGCAAUGCGAAUACCAAAAACGUCAAAAACAAGAAAAUGAAAGUGGUGAGAAUAAUGAGAAUAAUGGUAUAAUUGAUAGUGGAAAUGAAGUGAAUGAUGAUGCGAAUAAUGGAGUGAAUGAUGGUGCGAACGAUGGUAGUAACAAUGGUGCGAACGAUGAUGUGAAUGAUAGUGCGAAUGGUGUUGAUGGUGGUAUUAAUAAUGGUAGUGAACAAGUGAGACAAGAAAGUGGAUUAAAGAUUAAUGAGCAAGAAAUGCAACAUACUAAUAUUCAGGAAAUACAAAUUAGUACAACUAUACCUGUUGAACUACUUUCUGCUGCUGAUAUUAGUAAACUCGAUCGUGAUCUUCUACGAAAAUUUCAGACUAAAAUGGAUAAAGUCAAAUACAUGCUUUGCCCCAUAUGUAAUGAAAGUUUUCUAUCAAUAGUUCUUGUUAUGGAGGAAUGUCGUCGUUGUUACAGUGAAAAGACCCUACCAAAAAAGUUCUCCAAAGAAAAUGACAUGAACUCUGGUGAAGUACUUGAAGAAUUGCAAGGACUUACAGAAAUAAAAGAAAUGUUAAUUGCGCAAGUUUUCUUAGUAAUGUCUGUCUAUAAACUUCAUGGUGGGCAAUAUGGGUAUUGUGGAAACGUAAUAAACUUUCCACAAGAUGUACAUGAAUUCACUACACAUCUUCUCCGCAGUUCAUCAUCAUUGGAUGUGUUAGUUGUACGCUACCAGUCAGCAAGGUCAGAAUCCUUUAGGGAUUUCCAAGUCCGUCACAAGAAGGUUGCUCGUGCAUUAAUGUGGUUAAGAGAAAAUAAUCAGUAUUAUAAUGAAAUUACAAUUGAUGAAAGCGUCCUUCAGUCCUUACCUACAAAUAGUUAUAUUGAUGAUCAGCUCACAAAUAAUGAAAUAGUCGCUGAAGAAUCAGAUAAUGAUGAAGUCAAGGAUGAUAUAAUUACUCGUACCUUUGUUCUGUCUCUUUCACCAGUUCGCAGAGAAGAUGCUGCCAUUAACGAAGCUCUUAACCAUAUGCAAAAUGAGAGCAAUCCUUUACUAUAG